UCCAUCUAGACCAGCAGCCACGGCGGGGGAAUGGAGUUUUUCCGGAAGGCGAAAUCCGUCCGCCUUAGAAGUCAUCAUGACAAAUUCCUCUUAGCCGACGACGAUAAAGUGACCGUUUGUCAGGAUCGUCACGGCACCUGCAAGGCUGCCAAAUGGAUCGUGGAAUUGGUGGACGGUUGCGACACCGUGAUCCGCCUUAAAAGCUGCUACGGGAGGUAUCUCACCGCCGCCGACGAUCAAUUCCUCCUCGGCGUUACCGGACGGAAGGUCCUCCAGACCCUUCCAUCCAGAUUGGAUUCCAAGGUCGAGUGGGAGCCCACCCGAGAUGGCUUUCAGGUCCGACUCAAAACUCGCUACGGAAAUUAUCUCCGAGCCAACGGUGGCCUUCCUCCUUGGAGGAACUCCAUCACCCACGAUAUCCCCCACCGCCACACUGGUUGGAUUUUGUGGCAGGUAGACAUUGUUGAAGUCGUGCCACAGUCACCGGCGCCCAAGCAACGUCCUCCAACUCCUGCUGCUCCUCCUCCUCCUACUCUUCAGGCUGCUUCUAAAAAUGAUGAUGAUGAUGAUGACGACGACGAAGACGACUCUUCGAAUGUUUUCCGUCUUAGAUCCGAUUCAUUAGCACCGCAUUCGGAGGUCGGGGGAGGAGGUGGAGGUGGUCGGAUGAUAUACUACUAUGUGGCUAACGAAGAUGGGGAUAUUGAUGAGAGGUUAGAAGAGAGUUCAUUUGUAUUGAAGGGACACAGUUUGGAACAGUUAACGCAGGAGUUGGAGAAAGAAACAGGGAUGGAGGAUGUCAUAGUGUGCUCCAGAAACCAAUCCAAUGGAAACCUUUAUCCGCUUCGCUUAGCUCUUCCUCCCAACAAUGCAACCAUGCACAUCAUUGUAGUUCCAGCAACUUCCAGAGUGGCAAGAGAUUUUGUUCCAGAUGCUUCUUCUUCUUCUUCAUCCUGAUCCUUUUCUUCAAGCCCUCCUUCCCUCGAACAAGAGAUGGAUGCAUUACUGUUGUUGUGAGACAUCAUUACUAAUUAAUGAUACUGCUGCAGAAGAGAAGAAGUAAAUGUAACACGAUUUUGCUGUUCUAUUAUUAUUAUCAUUGUUUGUUGCUGUUGCUGUAGCUAGGGAUGAGUGGAGUUUUUUUGUUUGUUUGUCUGUCUGUUACUAGAAUAAUGAUAAUGUGUGACUGUUGUUUUGUAUUAUAUAAAUUUAUUUAAUAUUCAAAAAGUGAUGAGGGAUGAGACUUGGAUUUGGUUGGAAGAUAUAAAUUAUAUUUAUUUCCCAUUCUUUA
Impatiens glandulifera is the source of this 1291-nucleotide messenger RNA. RefSeq lists its product as uncharacterized. The record is from RefSeq and is a predicted model, not a curated record. Lineage: Eukaryota; Viridiplantae; Streptophyta; Magnoliopsida; Ericales; Balsaminaceae. Bases 31 to 957 code for a protein of 308 amino acids. The transcript is spliced from 3 exons.